This is a messenger RNA of Drosophila obscura, 6526 nucleotides long. RefSeq names its product GAS2-like protein pickled eggs (gene pigs). Gene Ontology annotation, biological process: actin crosslink formation; regulation of microtubule polymerization or depolymerization; protein localization to microtubule plus-end. The transcript has 11 exons. The record is from RefSeq and is a predicted model, not a curated record. Gene Ontology annotation, molecular function: microtubule binding; cytoskeletal adaptor activity; actin filament binding. Gene Ontology annotation, cellular component: actin filament; cytoplasm; stress fiber. NCBI's taxonomy places the organism in Eukaryota, Metazoa, Arthropoda, Insecta, Diptera, Drosophilidae. The coding region runs from base 752 to 3712 and encodes 986 amino acids.
AAAUCCCAAUUUAUCGUUGAACGUUCAACGUCUGCAUGCAGUUUCCGCUAUGCGACCGACUUGCCAACGGCAUUUUUUGUGUUGUGAAUUUUUUUGAGUUUUUUUUUUUUGGCAAAAGUACCCGCCACCCGUGCAAACGAAAUAUUUUCAAAACAGUUAUUCCGCGCUAGUCGAAAGUCGAGCUACAAUCUACACAGUCGUGUAGCUCCCGAACCGCGUUCUGAAUGGACAUGUGCCCGAAAUUCGAAUUCUAAAAUCGAAAACCCCAAAAUUUUUUGUGCAUAUUAAACAACAAUAUACAGUACUAUAUUGAUACACAUGUUUAUAUUAAUAUGAUUUAAUUUUAUUCGGUUUCGACACCAUUUUUGUUGUAAUUAUUGUUCGUGUGAAAGUUCGCUCAGAAAAUAAACAAUUUGCAUAAAUUUACUCAGAGAUAUCUGAGAUCUACGAGUAUUAGAGCUGGGGAAAAUCACCAGAGAAGAAUCAGAAAACGGAAAACGGAAAACGAACAACUUCGAGUGACAUCAACACAUAAAAUCGAAGCCGAAAUAACCGAACUAUCCGAACCGAAUCGAGCCGCGAUGCUGUGGCAUCCACUGAAUAGCGAGAAUCCUACGUAACACUGCUGCAUCCGAAGCCGAAGCGAAAGCCAAACCGCAACAGAAGUUUCCAUUUCAUCGAGCGAGGGAUUACUGCCGCAGGAAGAGGAGACCAUAGCCCGACCCCACACACCGCCCACACACCGCACACCAUGGCCAUGUUGGAGGCACGGCCGUACAGGCCCUUCAAGUCCAGCGAGGAGUAUCUGGAGGCCAUGAAGGAGGAUCUCGCCGAGUGGCUGAGCACUCUGUAUCCCGAGCUGAGCAUCAAUGCCGAGAACUUUAUGGAUCGGCUCGACACGGGCGUGGCCCUCUGCAAGCACGCGAACUAUGUGCGGCAGGCGGCAGAGGACUAUCUGGCCCGGCGACAGGCGCGCAACAAAUCGAUGACCCGCUCGAUGACAUCCGGCCUGGCCGGACCGAUCCUGGCCCUGGGCAACAUCCACUACCUGCUGACGGCCAAGAGCGGCACCUUCUUUGCCCGCGACAAUGUCUCCAACUUCAUAACUUGGUGCAGAAAGAGCCUCAAGAUCAUCGAGUGCCUGCUGUUCGAAACGGACGAUCUGAUCAUGCGCAAGAAUGAGAAGCACGUGAUCCUCUGCCUCCUGGAGGUGGCCCGACGCGGGGCCAAGUUUGGAAUGCUGGCCCCCAUGCUGGUGCAGAUGGAGCGACAAAUCGAUAGGGAGAUCGCCGCCGACAUCAAGGCCAGUGGCGUCGCCAACUCCUCGGACAGCGGCACACAGACGGAGGCAGUCGCCUCCAGCUCGACACUGAGCAGCACGGCCACAUCCACGACAGUAACGACCACGACUGUGGGCUCGGAGACGGAUCUGUACGACGACAGCGACGACUCGGAGAACGAAGACGAUGCCGAUGAGAAUCCCAUGCUGAUGUACGGUCCCCAGCCCCAGAUAAUCACCAACGAUCUGAAGAGUCUCGACGAGAUGGUAAGAGAUCUUGUGGAGAAGUGCACAUGCCCCUCACAGUUUCCCAUGGUCCGCGUGUCCGAGGGCAAGUAUCGCAUCGGCGACACCAAAGUCCUCAUCUUCGUGCGGAUACUGCGCUCCCAUGUGAUGGUGCGCGUGGGAGGCGGAUGGGACACCCUGUCCCACUACCUGGACAAGCACGACCCCUGCCGGUGCAGGGCCCAGCACCGCAGCUCGGUGGCCGCCCGCCUCAUCCCCCGACAGUCGCCCAACCACAAUCCGAGCAACGGCAUCGAGCUGCACAAGGCUCAGGUGAUAUUCGAGCGUUCACCGCCCGCUGCGCGACGCGUGUUCAACAGUCCAAACUGCAACGGGGGAGGAGCUGGAGGAGCAACCACAGCAGCAACAGCAGCAGGAGGAGUGGGAGGAGGAGCUGCACAAGUGGGCCAGGCCCAACAGAACGGCAACAGUCUCUCCCCGAAUCCGGGCAAGUACCGGAGUCGCAGUCCGACACCUCAGCGUAAAUUCCUCAACGGUAUCCAGAGCAACGGAAUCGUGGCAGCCACUGGCUCCUGCGGCACGGCCGCCGCUCCAGAGCAGCAGCUGCUGGGCUCGCCUGGGCUGGCCAGGCGCUCCAUGUCGCCAAGCCCCCGGCGGCUGAUCGACAUGCGCAAGAAGCAGAGCUCCCUGGACUCAUACAGCAGCGGGCCCAAGUCGCUGCCUGGCGGCUACAGCUGCUCCCUGGAGGAGGCCGGCGGGGGGGCGGUGACUGCCCCUUCGUCUGGAGGAGCCCCGGAGCAGAGCGGCUCGAGCAAGUUCGAGAACAUCAGCGACAACGGGAGCGAGAUCAGCGACGAGGGCUACCGCAGCCUGGGGGUGAUCCAGUCGAGUGCCCAGAAGCGCGAGUCACUGCACAGUCAGGCCUCUAUGGAUGACGCUGAAACCAAUGCGCGUCUCGAUCAGACGUCCAGCGACUCGCAGAUCUCGCAGAUCUCGCCCUCGGAUGAGCCGCCGGAGAAGGCGGCUGCGGAUACACUAGGGGAGGAGGACAUGAAUGGGCGGGACGGAGACGGGGACGUGGAGCAGGACUACUCCGUGUGCGAUGGCCCCCAGUCGCUGCCGGCCAUCCUCAGUCUGCCGAAGGUGGCGGACAAGUUCGAGCAGUCGGGCGUAUUCAUCACCGACGACGAGAUUACCGUUGACAUGGCCAAGAGCCCGCCCUCCCCCAAGCUGGCGGUGCAACAGUCUCCGGCGCUGCUCAGCAAAAUCCCCCGCUCGCCUUUGGCCCAGCGCCGGCGCAGCAUCGACAACAGCACCUGCGGCGGCGCUGGCGGCAGCCUCCAGGAUCUGAGCACCCGCUCCUCCGUCGGCGGCGGCCCACCCGCUGGCUUCAGUCGCAAGCAGCCCGUGUACCGCUCCAUGCGCACCCGGGCCACAGCGGGCUCGACGCCCACGCCCACGCCUCCGCCGCGCGCCUCUCGGCAGGCCUCGCAGCUGCCGACGGUGCGGGAUGUGACGAACACAUGGAGCGGACGCACUGCAGCCGCCCCCAGCAGCUGCAAGCGGCGGCCGCAGUGCACUCCAGAAAGCUUUGUGGCCCCCGCUACGUUCGAGCGGACCGGCAAGGGGCGAUCCUCGCAGAUCCUGUACGACAGCAACGGAAGGAGGGUGCGCGGCGGAUGCACCAGCUCCCUGACCACUUCCCCGGUAAAGAACCACGCCUCGUCCCCGCUGGCGCAGCAGCUGCUCGAGGCGGCCAGCAGUGCCAAGAACGAUGCCCAGAUCCUCGAGAAGAUGAAGACACUUCUCUCCCGAUAUGCGGCCGGCAAUCAGGCAAAUUCUGGGACAGUAGCAGCACCCACUGCAGUGGGAGCUGCCAAGUCCCUCUCCAAUGGCAAGAAGACGCCCGUGUACGAGGACUUCACCACGGCGUGGGUUCACAGCAAUGGCAACCUGGAGCGCUCCGAGAGCUGCUCGCCCCCGGCCAAGGCCCGUUCCAAACGCAGCUCCGCGGCCAGCUCAUGCGACAGCAAUCACUCCACCACUGUGGCGGCAGCGGGAGCAAGGGCGGCAACGGGUGCGGGUGCGGGAGCGGGUGCGGGAGCAGCCACCGUGGUAUCGCCCAGACGGGAGAGGGGUAUGUCCAAAAUCCCGGCUCCGGUGCGCCAUCAUACAGAGCUUUACUAGCAGCGCCUGAGGACGCCAAGCGUCCGUGUCAGCGCUCACGUCCGUGCCCGUGUCCGUGUCCGUGUCCGUGCCCGUUCAACCGCCUCCAGCGCCAAGGUCCGACUGCCUUCGAUCGUUUUCUAAAAACCUCCCAAACAAUAAGCAGACGAUGGGAUGCGGAGCAGCAUAGUGGAAUGGUAUGGAAAGGAAAGGAAAAGGAAGAAGGAAGAAAGAAAGAAAGAAAAGUAAAGAAAGGACUGGGUUGGGUUGGGGUUGGGUUUAGUCCAUAAGUUAGGUUAGAGCCAAGCUGGAAUUGUCGCUGCUGCUGAUGCUGCUGCUGAUGCUGCUGCUGUGUGUGUGUGUGUUUGUAUGUGUGCAGAGCAGAGGAUGGAAGGUAGAAGUGGAAGUGGGAUGGAAUGAAGGGUCGAAGGACCCGAGGUUCCGCUCGGGGAUGCUAACCCAAAGUGAAAUCAAUUUGCAGGCCAUAGAAUAGUUAAAAUGUUCAAGCUAGGAUCAGGAUAAGGAUCGCAAUCAAUCAGUUAGGGGGGGGCGGCGAAACCAGACCUAUCUCAUUGACAGACAGGGCACAUUGAUGCCCACGCCCGGUCACGAACCGAACCACAGAGCCCCAAGUCAGCACAGCCCAUCCCUUCUUUUUAUAAACUAAAUCUCUUCCACGUACUUUCGUGCGAUACUCACGCGUGCGAUAUAUGUACAUACAUAUGUACACACGUAUAGUCCCGUAAAAUCCUUAAACUCUAAUCAGACACAUCAGACCUGUAAGCUCCGUCUAUGUAUCUCUCUUUAUGCUAUAUGUAUUCGUCUUUGUCUUUCCGUAUUGCAUAGAUUUGUCUCUUGGGAUGGUAUGAAUCGGAUUCGGUCUGUGCUGAAAUGGGGGGAUCUAAGAUAUAUAUGUAUAUGUAUAAUCGUAUUCGUACAACAAUUAAUGCAAAACAAUACAAGACUCGAGUAAAGUUUUAAAUGAAUUUUUUGGUCUAGGAAUAGCUGAAACUUUUAAUCCAAAUAUAUAUAAUACAAAUAUAUCGAAUACAGCAAAUCUACACAGCAAACACAAAUACCAUACAUACAUAUACCUACAUAUAUGUAUAUGUACCUAUAGAUACCAUAUACAUACCACACACGCAUACAUAGUUUUCUAGAAAUUUUUAAAGGAGAUAUCUAUCCGCAUAGGAGCAGGCAAUCCAAUCUUCUAAUUCGAUUCGUAGGGACACAUUUACAUACUAUAUAGAAAAGAAAGAAACAUUUAUUUUUGUACGCUAGCAGGGGAUCCAUACCGGGAUCCUCGGAUCGAUAGAUCAUUGUGUGAGUGCUGAGGCAAGCCGAAAGCUUUUAGAAAACUUCACUUUUACAGCAUAGAUAUACAGAUAUAUUAUGUACAGACAUAUAUACAUAUAUAUAUAGUAUAUGUAUAUACAUAACUACAUAUAGACACAUACAAAUGGAGAUGUCAUUGGAGGAAUAAAGUCCCUAAAUAAUUUGUGGGCCUUUGGGCUCACACGAUGCACACGGAAAACUCUUCCACAGCACACACAGCCACACACACACGGCAUAACUAUACAGUGCGUUUCAAGGCUGUAAGACACGUGCUGGACUGGACUGGAUUCGUUCAAAGUUCGUUGGAAAGCGGCAACAAUUCUCAGCUUAAAAUCCUUCUUUAGCGGGGAUCGGUGCAGUCCCGUACAUUCCUACACAUUUGAAACGCACUGUAUCUACACACAUGCACAUGCACACUCGCAUACACAGAUACAAAACAUAUAAAACAACGGUCACAAAAUGACAGAAUAUGACAGAGGAGAGUAUCGGUGAGCGGGUACGGAUGGAUGGAUGGAUGAGGAUUGGAGGUCUUCCCCAGGAAUUAUAUCAAACAAGAUGCAUAUGCAUAUAUGUAUACAUGCAUAUUAUGAUUAUUUUUUUUUUUGUUUUAAAUAGCAAAGUUAACAUUUAGUUUAGUACAUCGUACCUAUGGCAUUAACAAUGUAGAUUAUAAUUGUGUUUUCCUAUUGCCCACACACACACACACACACACACAUGUUGUAUAGUUUUUACAUACAUAUGUACUCGGAUAAUUAUCGGCCUUAAUAACACACAGAACAUUGGAUUCGUAGUUAUUUUUCAUUUUCGCCGCUUGGUUUGGUUUGCGUUCUUCAGCUUUGUAAUAGACAGACACCAAAUGAAUUUACGUUUGAAUUGGAAUGGAUCGAUACCAAUUCUCGUACUAUAGGAUCUAGAGGAGGGCGCGCGCGAGCAGCGCAUCGCUACCAAACUAAUGAGUAAUUGUUUAACAAAGAGCAUAGUAACAAUUUAAUUGUUUCCACACACACACACACACACACACACACACACAACAAAUAUAUGCAUGUAUAUUUGGCAGAUUGAUCCCCGGGUGUGCAAGUAAUUAUAGAUAAUCCGAUGGGCGGGAGGAAGACCCUCCCCUCGCUCCGCCACAGUACGCAAAUUCAAAUUCAAAUUCAAAUGCAUCGCGGGGGCGUUCGAACAUUAUUUUGGGCAAAACAUGCAUACAUAACCAAACAUACACACAUAUGUAUGUAUAUAUGUAUGUAUGUACAUAUAUAGUAUACACAGAUAUGUACUAUAAUGAUAAUGAUAUAUCCGAGAAACAUAUAAAAUGUAUUUUAAAUACAGCUAAUGUGUAAUUAUCAAUUCAUUUCGAAAGCAAACUAACUAUUACAAAUGGAAUAGAUUAGACCACGGAGAGUGUGUUGUACUCUAGCGAACAGCAGCAACAAUUGAUUUUAAUCACAAGAAUUUAAUUAAUAAACGCCUAUAUACAAAUAUAUAAACCAACAGGCAACG